Messenger RNA from Klebsormidium nitens, 1946 nucleotides. The record is from the annotation of a GenBank genome assembly. Lineage: Eukaryota; Viridiplantae; Streptophyta; Klebsormidiophyceae; Klebsormidiales; Klebsormidiaceae.
UACCGGCGUACACUCGAAUCUCACAGCGCUGCGCUGCCUCCACUGCCAGCGCGGCCAGCUGGCAUGGUGUUGCGUGGAACUUGAGGCAAGAAAGUUGGAAAGUCGCUGGCGCUUCUGUGGCGCACAGCCUUUGCAAGGCGCUUGCAGGAAUGGGUCUGGCAGCCAGCUUCACAGUUGCCUAAGGUCAAUGGUGUCAUCCUGAGGCGGAGAGCUCUCUGCAGCGCCUGCGGGUUCUGAAUCUCCAUUCUCUGUUUGUUUCGAGCUGUCGCAAUGGUGAACACGCAGCUGGCCUCCGCCCUGGGCCUGUCCCUCCCUGUGUUCCACUACUUGGUCUGCUUCCUAAGCACGAUCCCGGUUGCCUUCUUCCACCGCUUUGUCCCCACAGUGGCUGGUCGGCACCUCUAUGCAUUUGCAGGCGGGGCCAUUCUUACCUACCUCUGCUUUGGCAAUGAGGUGGUUUACCUCUACAUCCCGGUCGUGAUGGCAUACCUGAGCAUGGUUCUGUACAGGAAGAAGGCAGGGACGAUCACGUUCUUCCUCACGUUUGCCUUCCUCAUCUACUGCCAUGUCACUUACAUGAGCGGUGACUCCUGGAAGAAAGGGAACAUCGACUUCACAGGUGCUCUUAUGAUCCUGUCCUUGAAGGUCAUCUCCGCCGCUGUAAACUACCAAGACGGGAUGCUACCAGAGAGCGACCUGCGCCCCACUCAGAAGAAGUUCCGCCUGACCCGCCUCCCUACCUCCCUCGAGUUCCUGGGUUUCAUCUUCUCAGACGCAACGCUCCUCGCGGGGCCUCCCUUUGAGAUGGCGGACUACCUGGCAUACACAGAGAGGAAACGGGAAUGGAGCCUCGACAAGAAAUCGUGGCCGUCUCCAUACAAGGCCUGCGGUUUGGCACUUGUCAAGACGGCCGUUUCCAUGGCUAUCUAUCAGUACCUCACGCCCAUCGCCCCAAUCAGCUACUUCGCCUCUCCUGACUACGCCAACUCGUCCUUCUUAAAAAGGCUGUGGUUCCAGUACCUGGUGGGCCUGGUCACCCGGUGGAAGUACUACUUCAUCUGGUCCAUCUCCGAGUGCGCGCUCAUCCUCUCGGGCCAGGGCUUCUCCGGCUACGACGAACAGAAACGAGCCACGUGGACCAUGGCGAAGAAUGCGGACAUCCUGAAGGUGGAGCUGGCAGAGAGUGCGGUCACAUUGCCGCACUACUGGAACAUCCAAGUCGGGAACUGGCUUCGAUUGUACGUUUACGAUCGGCUAACGAGGAAGGGGCGAAAGGCGGGCUUCCAGGAGCUGCUGGCCACCCAGGCGACCAGCGCAAUCUGGCACGGGCUGUACCCGGGGUACAUGUGCUUCUUCGUCAACAGCGCGAUCAUGAUUUCGGGAUCCAGAAUUCUUCACAAGUACUUCCUCGCCGUGAAAGCCGCAGUCCCUAGCGCCUGGCCCGUCACAUACUUCUUGCACUGGUUCUAUUCUGCGCUGGCAAACAACUAUGCCUGCAGCGGCUUCGUGCUUCUAUCGUUCCGGGAUACGAUCGCCGCCUACCGGUCGGUGUACUUCAUAGGCACAGUCGUACCAAUCAUAGUUGUUCUCUUGGGCAAGGCUUUCCCUCCGCCGCGGACCCGAUCGAAAGAUACCGCACCUACAAAAGUGAAGGAAGAGGCCGCCGAAACGGCACCUAAGAAGGAGUUGUAGACUCGGACGAUAAUCAUGGGGAUUCUGUCACGGGUAUCAUGCUUUAGACGCGUUUUGACUGAUUAUGUUCUAUCUAGACACGGGUUUAGAACAAAUAAACAUGUGCCAGGGGGUAAGCCUGACUGAAAACAUUGGUGAUUGCCAUGCCCCGCUGAGAGUGUUGUGCUUGGCUGCGGUUGCGGCUAUGGCUUGCGCGGCAAGGUUUUUGACGGUCCAUGAUCUGGAUCUAUAAACAGAACAAUCAAUAUGGUGUG